Molecule: messenger RNA, 177 nt
Organism: Symbiodinium sp. CCMP2456
Lineage: Eukaryota; Dinophyceae; Suessiales; Symbiodiniaceae
Source: the annotation of a GenBank genome assembly
GACAGUUUGGUAGUGUGGAAGGCAACAAGGAUAGUUAUCCAAAGUUGCUGCGAGAAUUCCGCCGCGUGUUGAAGCCCACUGGCCGUUGCUUCUUGCUGACUUCCGCUGAGAACGAGGCGAUUCUGGCGAAGGCGGCCGAAGCUUGGACCACCAUCGCCAGGGCGACGUGGAAGCUGG